Sus scrofa (pig) is the source of this 1698-nucleotide messenger RNA. NCBI's taxonomy places the organism in Eukaryota, Metazoa, Chordata, Mammalia, Artiodactyla, Suidae. The record is from RefSeq and is a predicted model, not a curated record.
AUGCACGUGCAUCUCUCGGCCAAGAUGGAUUCCAGCACCAAGGAUUCUGGGACGUUGGUCAUCUCCUUCCCUCUACUGGCCCCUCCCAAGUCCUCCCAGUUAGUCUUCGGGGCAGCACCUUGCUCCUUAUCUGGGCCUCUUAUUUUGAGACUACUUCCUCCCUUUGUGUGCAGUUUGGCUGAUGCCACCUGCUGUUUGAGAAUGAAACCCAGCAUCUACAAGGAUGGAGAUGCGGUUAUUGGUGGCUUUUUCCCCCUUUACACAUUUUUCCUGGACAGAGGGAACCAGAGGCCCUGCAAGGAUGUCAUUUUCCAGCAGUCACAGGACUCUGGAAUAUUUCGUCCUUUCCCAUCUGAUUCUGAUUCACACCGGUUUUUGUACCGCCUCUGCUCUUGCAUCUCGUCAACGUCCGUUCUGCCCCUGCUCCGGGAGAGACAGCAGAAUGUCCAAUUUCACAAUCCUGCUGGUGAGCCAGGGAGUCUGGCUGAAGAAAGAAAAUCAGAUGCAGAGCAUGCCAUUCUCAACUUCUGGAAUUUCCGGGAAGGUCUGGGAUUGAAAAUCAAAGUAGGAGAGUAUUCCCCACAUGCUCCGUGUGGCCAGGAAUUAUCUUUAUCCGAGGAGAUGCUAGAGUGGGCUGCAGGAAUCACUGAGACUCCCUGCACCGUAUGCAGCGAGAGCUGUGGUCCUGGAUUCAGGAAAAGCCUUCUGGAGGGAAAGUCUAUCUGUUGCUUCAGCUGCACUCCCUGCCCAGAGAAUGAGAUUUCCAGUGAGACAGAGGCGGAUCGGGGUUUGAAGUGUUCAGAGCAUCAGUAUGCCAACAGAAAGCGAGAUUGCUGCCUUCAAAAAGUUGUAACCUUUCUAGCAUACGGGGACCCCCUGGGGAUGUCUCUGACCUGCUCAGCUCUGUGCCUGUCUGCUCUCACAGCUGCGGUGCUGGGGAUCUUUGUCAAGCACAGGGACACAGCCAUUGUCAAGGGUAACAAUCGAACUCUCAGCUGUGUCCUCCUCCUCUCCCUCACCUUCUGUUUUCUCUGUUCUUUACUCUUCACCGGCCGUCCCAACACAGCCACCUGCAUUCUUCAACAAAGGGCACUUGGAGUGGUUUUCACUGUGGCUAUUUCCACUGUCUUGGCCAAAACCAUCACUGUGGUUGUAGUCUUCAAGGUCACUGCUCCAGACGAAAGGAUGCGGCAGUGGUUGUUGUCAGGGGCACCUAACUUCGUCAUUCCCAUCUGCUCCUUUAUCCAGCUGAAUCUUUGCGGAGUCUGGCUGGGAACCUCCCCUCCCUUCAUUGACACAGAUACCACUCAACAUGGCCACAUCAUCAUCGUGUGCACCAAGGGCUCCAUCACUGCCUUCUACUGUGUCCUGGGGUGCCUGGGCUCCUUGGCCCUGGGGAGGUUCUCCUUGGCUUUCCUGGCCAGGAACCUGCCUGACAUCUUCAAUGAAGCCAAGUUCCUGACCUUCAGCAUGCUGGUGUUCUGCACUGUCUGGGUCACUUUCCUCCCCGUCUACCACAGCACCAAGGGCAAGGUCAUGGGCAUGGAGAUCUUCUCCAUCUUGGCCUCCAGUGCUGGGCUGCGGCUGCUGGGCUGCAGCUUUGCCCCAAAGUGCUACAUUAUUCUCCUAAGUCCUGAUAAGAACACUCUGCGUAGGUUAAGGGAUCAAACACAUUCUGGGAGCCAGAAGUCUUCUUAA